Molecule: messenger RNA, 834 nt
Organism: Parathielavia appendiculata
Lineage: Eukaryota; Fungi; Ascomycota; Sordariomycetes; Sordariales; Chaetomiaceae
Product: concanavalin A-like lectin/glucanase
Exons: 3
Coding region: 1-834 (277 amino acids)
Biological process (GO): proteolysis
Molecular function (GO): glutamic-type endopeptidase activity
Source: RefSeq, a predicted model, not a curated record
AUGUGGUCCUUCCUUCGCUCCAUAUGGCUCAACACUCUUGCAACGUCAACAGUCGCCGCACAGCUCAGUUUCGUGGCGAGCGUGCAGCAAGAAGGACGAGAUGUAGACGCCUCCGGCCUCAAUUUUUUGCCGAUACCGCCACUGGAACACCUCAAGCAUGCUUCCGACCAUGAGAAAUUGAGAAGGGAUCCCAUCAGCUACAGUUCCAACUGGUGCGGGGCAUCGCAGCGCGCGACGCGGCAGGACGGUAUCAGCAGCGUCGUUGGGUACUUCACGGUGCCGGACUUGACCUUGCGGCCCGGGCAGCCUGCACCACAAGCCGCUGCUGCGUGGGUGGGUAUUGACGGGGCAGAGUGCAAUUCCACGCUGUUACAAGCUGGAGUGACAACCAUUGUCAACUCCAACGGGGGCCAGAGCGCCUCGGCCUGGUGGGAAUGGUAUCCGGAGACUGCGUUCAACAUCGAGGGUCUCAGGGUCAGGCCAGGCGACUGGAUGUCAGUCAACAUAACGACGAGGGAUGCGUCGAGCGGGACGGUGGUCAUCACCAACGUGCAACGAGGGUACUCGGUGACGCUCCAGAUCAACAACGGGCCGAAGCUGUGUCGAUUGGAUGCCGAGUGGAUUCUCGAGGCUUUCUAUGACUCGGGCCAGCAGGUUCCAUUUGCGCGAUUCUCGGAUCUGUGGUUUGUGGAAUCGGGGGCGACGACGGUCGCGGGCAAGAACAUUGGCAUUGAUGGGGCAACCAUGGUGCAUAUCCAGGCCGAUGACGGGAAAAUACUCUGCUCGGCCGAGCCGUACGACAGCGCCAAUCUCGUCAUGGUGUCGCAGGGUUGA